Molecule: messenger RNA, 4192 nt
Organism: Clarias gariepinus (North African catfish)
Lineage: Eukaryota; Metazoa; Chordata; Actinopteri; Siluriformes; Clariidae
Gene: sel1l
Product: SEL1L adaptor subunit of ERAD E3 ubiquitin ligase
Exons: 21
Coding region: 392-2746 (784 amino acids)
Biological process (GO): ERAD pathway
Cellular component (GO): endoplasmic reticulum membrane
Molecular function (GO): protein binding
Source: RefSeq, a predicted model, not a curated record
CCGAGGGUCUGGGCUGUAGGCAAAUGACCAGUUCGGCAGUUUAUACCUUAGACUGAGGUUAGAGAUAAAUACACCGUGAGAGUGUGUGAGGGGUGAUUACUAGAGUAAUAGUAAUAAUAAUUAAUAUUAGUAAUUUAUGUCAGGUUAGUGUUUCGUAUCAGUAAGAGGACGUGGAUGCUGCUAAGGCUAAUUUCUUCGCGUCAGGUUCAUGCUAAUGUUUAGCUAGCAUGCUAAUCCUGUUUUGCUAGCUGUGUGUUGUUAUGGAUACAGUCAGACUUAUUGUUUUUACACCUGGAUUGCAGCCGUGUUAGUUAAUUAGCGAGGUGUGUACGUGUGUGUGUGUGUUUGGCUAAGCUGAGGAUGUUCUAGUGAGUUGAGUUUUAAAGACAGAAUGAGUUUCACACUGAAGAGGAUCUGCUUUCUCCUGCUGCUCUUCUCCAUCCUCAGCUUCACUCUGACAGCUGAAGUGGACCAGGAUGUCCAGGAGACCAGUCCCUCUCAGGAUGAGGAGAAAGAGGAAGAAGAGAUGCCCGUGAUAGGACACUUCAUCACACCUGAGGAAAUGGCCGAGAUGAGGGCCGAGCUUGAGCGCCAGAACGGGAGAGACAGAGGAGAGGAGAGAGAACCCGAGGAGGAGGAGAUCCAAAAGGAGGAGCUUCCAAACCAACCUCCUCCUGCAGACGCCAAGCCCAGAGAGGUUCCCGUGGUAAUAGGUGGCACAGCCUCCGGUGAGCCCUGCGUGUUCCCCUUUCUGUUUUUGGGGAAGGAGUACUCGGACUGCACCACAGAGGGGAGGGGCGACGGGCGGCUCUGGUGCGCCACCACAUACGACUACGAGCUCGACAAGAAGUGGGGCUUCUGUGAAACGGAGGAGCAGGCGGAGCAGAGAAGGCUGGCGGAGGAGGCGGAGGAGCAGUACCAGCACACACUGCGUCUCCUGAACAGCACCAGCAGGAGGAGCCAGAGGAGAGAGUUGUACGGGAAGCUGGUGAAGGUGGCGGCGAUGGGUCACACUAAGGCCAUGGAGAAGGUGGGCUACGCCAUGCUGUUCGGAGAUUACCUCCCCCAGGGCGUCCCGCAGGCCAGAGAGAUCUUCGAGAAGCUGGCGCUGGAGGGCUCGCCCAAAUCACAGACGGCCCUGGGGUUCCUCUACGCAGCUGGAUUAGGAGUAAACUCCAGUCAGGCUAAAGCAUUAGUGUACUACACGUUCGGUGCUCUGGGAGGAAACCUGCUGGCUCACAUGAUCCUGGGUUACAGGUACUGGGGAGGUGUGGGUGUUCCUCAGAGCUGUGAGUCGGCCCUCACACACUACAGACUAGUGGCCAAUCACGUGGCCAGUGACGUGUCCCUGACGGGGGGCAGUGCGGUGCAGCGGAUCCGUCUCCUGGACGAGGUGGAGAACCCGGGCUCUCCCAGUGGGAUGCUGGAGGAGGAUCUGAUCCAGUACUACCAGUUCCUGGCUGAAAAGGGGGACGUCCAGGCGCAGGUGGGUCUGGGGCAGUUACACUUACACGGGGGCAGAGGAGUGGAGCAGAAUCACCAGAGAGCGUACGAGUAUUUUAACCAGGCAGCUAACGCAGGAAACACACACGCCAUGGCGUUCCUCGGAAAGAUGUACUCAGAGGGCAGUGAGUUUUUGCCCCAGAACAACGAGACGGCACUGCAUUACUUUAAGAAGGCAACUGAGCAGGGUAACCCUGUGGGACAGAGUGGACUGGGCAUGGCAUACCUUUACGGGAGAGGAGUGCCUGUGAACUACGAGCUCGCCCUAAAGUACUUCCAAAAGGCUGCAGAGCAGGGCUGGGUGGAUGGACAGCUACAGCUGGGGACCAUGUACUACAACGGUAUCGGAGUGAAGCGUGACUACAAGCAGGCUCUGAAGUUCUUUAACCUGGCGUCUCAGGCGGGUCACAUCCUGGCCUUCUAUAACUUGGCCCAGAUGCACGCUACAGGAACCGGCGUCAUGCGCUCCUGUCACACGGCUGUCGAGCUGUUUAAGAAUGUGUGUGAGCGCGGCCGGUGGUCCGAGAGGCUUAUGAGCGCUUACGGCAGCUUUAAGGAGGGAGACACGGACUCGGCGCUGGUCCAGUACCUGCUCCUGGCUGAACAGGGCUACGAGGUGGCGCAGAGUAACGUGGCCUUCAUCCUCGACCAGAAGCAGUCCCGGAUCUUCAGUGAUAAUGAAACCUACCCUCGAGCUCUUCUACACUGGACCAGAGCGGCUGCACAAGGUUACACUGUGGCCAGGAUUAAACUGGGUGAUUAUCAUUUCUAUGGUUACGGCACUGAUGUCGACUACGAGACGGCGGUGAUCCACUACAGACUGGCGUCGGAGCAGCAGCACAGCGCACAGGCCAUGUUCAACCUGGGGUACAUGCACGAGAUGGGCCUUGGCAUCAAACAGGACAUCCACCUGGCCAAGCGUUUCUACGACAUGGCUGCCGAGGCGAGUCCUGACGCCCAGGUGCCCGUGUUCCUCGCCCUGUGUAAACUGGGACUCCUCUACACACUGCAGUACCUCCAUGAUCUAAACCUAAAGGAGCUCGUCUCUCAGGUGGACCUGGACCAGCUGCUGGGACCCGAGUGGGAUCUGUACCUCAUGACCGUGAUCGCGCUGCUCCUGGGGACCGUCAUCGCCUACAGACAAAGACAGCACCAGCCCGUCCCGAGAGCCCCACCCGCCCCGCCCAGACCCGUCCCCCAGCCGGAGCAAGGUGGCCCCGCCCCCGAACCCGACCACGAUUAAAGAGCCGCAGCGCAUGGACACCCGUGAGAGACCCGAGACCGCGAGAAAGGCGGAGCCUGAGCGUGCUCUUUCCGCCCACACCAGUAUUACCUUAAGGGACAGACCACUCCCAUGAUCCUCGGCGAGGGCGUCUUACACACACACACACACACACACACACACACACACACACACACACACACAUAUAUAUAAAUAUGAGGGCCAUACCGAAAGAGACACACAACACAAAGUGCAAGAAGCUAAACUGUGACAAAGACGGUUCAAAGGUCAGGCUCCAUGACGACGCAAACGCACAGCGUGUGACCGAGUCUGUGAAAUCGUACCUUGAAGUUUGGAUGAAGUUUUACACGAACUCCUGUGUCGGUUAUUAAAAUGUUAUCUCCACUUUUGCAUUACUUUCGGUACAGCCCUUUACACACACACACACACACACACACACACCAUGCGCUUCGAGAACCGGGACUUGGUUCUAAAGUGUGUACGGCUCAGGGUGCAGCAGACAAAGACUCCAUUCACUCGUCCCUUAGGGGAGAAGUUCGGUACUUCUGAACACUGAGGACGAGAACCCCAUCUCAUUUUGUUUAUUUUUGUUUGUUUUGCUAAAUAAGACCUAAAACACACUGGAAAUCAUUAAAAGUCACAACAGUGGGAGAAAAAAAACAUUAGCAUGCUUUACUGUGUGUGUGUGUGUGUGUUAGUCAGAGUGGAGUUCAUUUAUAAGGUUAAAUUAUUAGACAGAUGUUUUCCACUUUGUGAUGUCACUUGACACUAUGGACCAAUCACAGUGGAUAUGCAAAUGAGGAGUGAGAACUGGACCCUUGAUCUGGGCGUGGCCUCAGCUUUUUUUUUUCUUUCUUUCUCUUUAAGAAUGUUACAUUGUUGCUGUCCUGUGCCUUUUUCUUUAAUUACAAAGGCAAGAUAUUUUCACAUUUAACACACACACACACACACACACACACCUACAAAAUGUCAGAUUUAUAUUAUGGUGAUAAAUGAGGAGGAGGAGUAAAGUGUGUUUGUGUGUGUACGGUUAUUACAGAGAGCAGAAUAUCACUAUUUGUUUCACAAAAUAAACAGGCAAGAUGAUCUUUACCGUGUUUGUUUGUGUGUGUGAGGUGAACAUUGUGUUUGUGAAUUCUUGCUGCUACUAAGUUGUAUAAUCAUGACGCUGGUCUAGGAGAGCGUCUAGGGUCGGGCAAAACUGCUUUCUUCCAGGCUAAUUUUUUUAAGUUUUGACCUGGCCAGGAAGUAUGGUAUAUCGACCCCACUCAGGAGUAGAGGGGCAUCUAAGAGCGUGUUGUGCUCCCCCACAACCAACACACACACAAACGCACACGGAGAAUGUGAAAUUACUACGUAGAAUGUAAAAUUAUAUAAAUUGCAUCUGUAUCUCAAAAUAUUAGAAUACUUCAUUUCAAGAUUAAGUAAAUUACUGUUCAUACAGUA